Messenger RNA from Caenorhabditis auriculariae, 3645 nucleotides. Lineage: Eukaryota; Metazoa; Nematoda; Chromadorea; Rhabditida; Rhabditidae. The record is from the annotation of a GenBank genome assembly.
AUGAAUUCACAAACGCCAAGCCGAAGCCCAAAACCGCGAGGAAGAAUCGACCAAAUAUCGACUGACGAUGACAAUUCGUGCAGCCGCGUUGCGCGCCGCGCCGCGUCUGCCAAUCUUGGCUACACUUCAGCCAAGCGCGAGCGAGCAGUACUGCCAACUUUUUUUAAAAAUAUUUUUGAAAACUCGGGAAUUUCUAUCGCCGCCACGUUCACAGCGCUAGAAUAAGUAGGAAAGGUAGGAGCAAAUGACACAAGGACUGCGUAUGACUGCGGUCAGGUGAUCGCAAGAGCGCCCUAACUCUCUCUCCACCCCGCCUCUUCAUUCCCUACAUUUCGCCUCCUCUCCAUGCACAUUUUCCGAACUUUCUAGAGUCUCUGGUGGUAUGACUCAAAUCAUAUCGUCACUUCCUCAUUAAACUCAAAAUCAUUUCUAUUGGCUCGAAUAUAUUUCUUAGAAAAAAAAGCCUCAAACGACUUUUCUGUGUGCAAAAUCUAAGCGUCUCUUUUUUUUUUGAAACUUAGGCUUCUUGGAUAUCGCUAUUUUUAUUUAAGUUUCAGAGUGCUCAGACAACUCUUGAGAGCUCUUUUAGAACCCCAUCAAGGAUCUCGCAUUUCGGCUCCUUUUUUUUUUAAAUAUACAGACGAAUAAAAAUACUAUAAAAGUAAAAUGAUCAAAAUUUUAGUUUUAGCCAAUUGAACCAUGCUGAAAAUAAAUAAAACUAGUUCUCUAUACUACCAUGUUUACGCUCAAACUAGCGAAGUUCGUCUCUGAUUUGACUUUUUUGAAAUUUUGUGUGAGAUUGUGAGAUCUCACAGACGAGCCCAAGGGACGACUAUCGCAAAAUUUCGAAAACGUGACAAGGCAAAAUUACACACCUUACGUUUUUCCACUCGGUUUCACUGGCCCACUGAAACAGGAAAAAAUAAAGUACAGACAUUUUUUCUAAGUUCCUAGGCACAUACGAUUAUCAUCGAUUCCGAAUCGUUUCUAUAAUUUUGAGGUUCUUCGAUGAAAAAAAAUGAAAAAAAUUACAAUAGGAUUGAAGUUCAGAAGUUGAAAGAACGCGUGAAGUCGCCAUAAGUAGUGUAAUAAAAGGAAAUUCCGUAGAAAUGAAAAAAAAUGCGAAGCAGUGCGAGCGAGACAGCCACAGAGAAGAAAGAAAAAACGACAAAGACGCGAAACGAGUUGUGGAUGGUAAACGACGGAGGUCGCGACCCUCAGGCGCUCGAUGGCAAGCUGGAAAUAUCGAUGCCUACUGCGAUACACGCACUGACGCUCGAGGUCGACCCGCCGGAACUCAGCGAUCGCUUCAAAAAAAAAAACCUGUCGCUGCAUUUCCCGCCAAGCUAUUUUAAGGCCUCAUCUCUUGAGCAUACUAUCAACUCAACCUUUUCAAACAAACUAUCUCGAGCCGGUCUUAAAGUUUUUUGUGAAAGUGUAGAAACCAGAGAAGGUUACUAAAGGCUAUAACUCAACAAGAUAAAAAAGAAAAAGGAACCUAAAAAGAAGCAAAAGCUCUUGAGAAGAUACUGUGGUUCAACAGGGUGAACUGAAGAAGAACGGAACAAAGGAGUAGUUGCAUCAGAAUCAGCAGGAGCUCCAAAAAGGGGCACCCGUGACAAGUGUAGCCUGAGGUGGUGCGAGAGAGCCAAGUCGCAGAGAAGCAGACAGUCAUGUGACGUGCGGCUGAUGGCUGUUGAUGUCGUGGCUCCUGGUAUAUGUGUUCCGUGUUUUUGAACGCGAUACCGUGGCGUCACACCGCGAGAUCCUCACCCUAUUUACCGCUUGAUGUAAGCAAAUGAAACUUUCAGAACAGCUUUCUCAAAGUCUUGAGUUUUCAUUUUCAUGUUGGCAACAAAAAACUGCGAAAUAAAGCCGAUUCAGUAUUGAAAAGAUGAAAGAAAAUGGUCUGGACGUCGUCUUAUACGUCGACACAACGUUGAUAAUUCGCAAACUUUAUGGCUGGUUUUUCGGAUGCUACUACUACGGUAUACUGUUUUCUCUUUUGAUUUCUUAAUUAAUAUUUGAAUUACUUACAUGUGUAUCACAGUAUUAUACUAGGGUAAAGUUGUUCAAAAACUUUCUUAGAUCACUGUGGGCCAUAAAACCCCUUUUUCUUUUUGUACUAACAGAUAUCCUGAGAAAAUCAGUAUUUAUUUUAUUUCUCUAGGAAAAUACUCCUCGCUAAAAAGUAAACCAUCAUAAAUUGGCCAUUUUGAGACUUUGAACUUUCUCGAAAACUAGGAAGUCGUAAAAAUAAAACUUCUAGGGACUUUAGAGAAGAAAAUUCUGGUAGAUGGAGAAAAUUCCAAGAAAGUUUAUUUCCAGCUUUUUGAAUUCAGUGAGCUGUUAUUGAAAAUUUUGGUUCGGAAAAAGUUGGGCAAGGAACAUUUUUCGGAGUCUUCUUACAAACCCGAUAAUUUUUCCCUUAUUCAGACAAAGCGACCAUGUUCUUCGUAGCUAGCGGUCUUUGGUACCCGCAACAAGGGUCAUGUGAGAAAAGUGCGAAUGUCUAACGAAAAAGUGAGAUGACGAAAUACCUAGGAUACACUCUUAUUCAUAUUUUUAAUACAACAGGUGUUCAUGGAGAGAACACCCAGAAGCAUAACCAAUUGAGGUGAUUAAGCAAAUUACUUCCUUCGCCUAAUCUCGCGGCGGCUUAUUUUCCGAGUAAAGCAAUUGAGGAACUAGUGAGAGAGCAGCAAGGAACAGAGGGAGCCAGAAUGAAAGAGAAGAAAAAAAAAAAACUCGGCGGAAGAUUGCGUGGGCUCAGAAGCCCCAGGGGUCGACGGCUGUUCCGUCACUUCAAGAAACUCACUUUGUCAGGUUUAAAUUAAAUCGGUUUUAAGUUUUGAUAAAACUUUUUUCAAAGCGUAGAUAUGAACCAGGUAGUUUUAAGGGUAACAUCCAAAAAACGAAUAAAAACGCCAAAUUUUUGCGAUAAUUGGAGGAUUGUGGUCGAUUUUCGCACGGAUACGCAAACAGCGAAAAUGCUGGUAGUAAAGUUCGAUUAAAAAAACCUGAAUCAUAAAAUCUCAAGCCUUUCACAAUUGCCUUUUUUCGUAAAUUUCCUUUCAAAAAUGUUUUAUCUAUGAGUAAUAGAUUUUUAGUUAUUUUUUUUGAAAACAGAAAUUGGAAUAAUGAGGGUCACAGUUCGUUUCAGAGUCUGAAGGAAACCAAACGCCGACUUAAAAAAAAGAAGUCUUUUUUACCUUUUUAACGUCCGGUGUGCUUGCGUACCUGACUCUAUAACCGACGACAGUUGGUGACUUACGCUUUGUGCCUAUUUUUGAAGUCCGACGUCACCACCGCUUAUCAGAAGAAAAUAGCUGAAGAGAACGUCGUCUCUUACGUCAUGCACACAACUCCAAGUAUCCUUUCCGCAAGUACGACUGACGUCGCGCAGAGAACUCAUACAAUCUUUCUAAAAAAAAAAAGCCAAAAGAGCUGACGAAAGAAAGAAGUUGAGAACGCAAAAGUGUGAGAAGAGGAGGAAGGGUCGAUAGCUGCGUUUGAGGCGGCGAGAAAGAACAGCUUUCGUCGGGGGAACGCGAAUUCGCUACGAUAACCGCGUCCCGUGACACUGAUAGUGUCUGCCUACGUUCUUGUGGGACGACAAGCCGCAGGAUCGACACGUCCACUUGA